Messenger RNA from Penicillium atrosanguineum, 2079 nucleotides. Its product is annotated as Zn(II)2Cys6 transcription factor. The transcript is spliced from 8 exons. The coding region runs from base 1 to 2079 and encodes 692 amino acids. Gene Ontology annotation, cellular component: nucleus. The record is from RefSeq and is a predicted model, not a curated record. Gene Ontology annotation, molecular function: DNA-binding transcription factor activity, RNA polymerase II-specific; zinc ion binding; DNA binding. Gene Ontology annotation, biological process: regulation of DNA-templated transcription; DNA-templated transcription. Lineage: Eukaryota; Fungi; Ascomycota; Eurotiomycetes; Eurotiales; Aspergillaceae.
AUGGAAAUGACCCUCGACCCCCUUCAUGCUGGGAGUAUCAAGCGCAUCCGACAGGCAUGUGCCAACUGCAGCACCCCGAAUCGCAGGCGCAAAAAAACCAAAUGUUCUGGCGAACGGCCUAUAUGCUUUCACUGCCGUCGAAAUCGUCUCGCGUGUAUCUACGAGCCGUAUGCUGCGACCAUAGGCGAUCCGAAUCCGAUGCCGCCUAUGGCACCGACUGGAGAUAACCCGGAUCUGAACAAUACAGACCUUAUGCAGCGGAUUAGUACAAUAGAGUCUCGUCUAGCUGAACUCAGUGGACGCGGACCGCUGCAGAGCAGCAGCUACUUCCAAAAUCCUACCUUGCCCAUGAAUCAAAAUUUGCCCUCGCCAGGAGAUAGCGACUUUCCCCUGUUUCCGUCAUUGUCACUUCCUCCUAUCGGCUAUUCAUCCUUUCCUCCAGUACCUGUUUUAAGCUCUGUCAUCGACACAUACUUCGAACAUGUUCACAACCAACCUUAUUCAUACUUUCAAGAAGCAUCGUUUCGGCAGAAAUUCCAAAGCAAUACGCUGCCUCGAUGUUUGAUCCUGGCCGUACUGUCUUCCGCAGUUCGUUUCUCAAAAAAUGACUACUUCACUGGAAAAACGCAAGAUGCGUCAGAGAAGUUUGCAAGAGAGUCUUGGUUGUCGGUGCUCACAGAGCAUCUGACAGUUGAGGAUAAUCUAAAUGUGUUUGUCGUACAAACUGUCAAUUUGCUGGCGGUAGUCGACUAUACGGCCGGUCGUGUGAGUUCAGGAUGGCUGAAAAUUGGACUUGCCGCCCGAAUAUCCCAGGACCUCCACUUGAUGGUAGAACCCGACGAUUGGAUACCAAUUGUGGAACAGGAAGAGCGACGACGAGCGUUUUGGUCAGCAUAUCUCAUCGACAAGUUGAUCUCUUGCGGCAGGUCACGACCGCUUGUCAUUUUGGACGAGGAUUGCAACGUUCAAUUACCGUGCGACGAACAAACUUUCAAAAAUGGAGACCGGAGGAAAACAAAUACAAUUGGCCAGCUUCUUAAUUGGAAUUUUGAGGUUACUGAAAGCCCAAGUCCGUUUGCGCUGGUCAUGUUAAUGGCAUCGAUCUUCGGCCGAUGUACAAGAUACGUGCAUCAAAAUCGCAGAGCAGAUGAGAUCCCACCCUGGGACCCGAAAUCCGAAUUUUCUGCCAUAAACUCCUCCUUGCUGUUGCUUGAGUCCUAUUCAAAGGCCGGAAAUCGAAGGAUAUCUGAAAUUCUGUAUAACGAGAGCCAAGCAAACACGACUAUUGAAAGACAAGAAGUCGGACACCUUGUAUUUGCUCAUACAAUGUUUCACCUUUGUCACUGCCUUCUGAACCACCCGUUCUUGGUGCGAUUGAGACUGAAAUCAUUUGGCUCUAAAGCACCGACUAGCUUCUCUGCACGCUCUUUGCAAGUCGGUUGUGAUCAUGCGAGACAACUCAUGGAUGUCCUGCGAGAUGCUUCCGAGAAUGGAUGUCGAAUUGAGUCUUCGUUCUAUGCUUAUUGCAUUGCCAUUGCCGGGGGUAUUAACUCUCUUGCGUCACAUUUUGAGCAUCAGAAUGCAGAACACCGACAGUCCGAUAUUUUGUACUACUUUAAUGAGAGCCUGGAUGCCCUCAAGCGACUAGCAAAGCUCUGGGUUCAUGCGGCGAACAUGGCUGUCCGACUCCAAGAGUUCCAUGACAUGUCUCAUCAGUUCGCCACUCUCCUAGAUCCGACAUGUUUGAUGGAAGAUUUUGAUCCUGCCUCUCAAGAGAUCCUUUGGUCGAUGAUAGACUAUGGUAUUCUAGGUGCAGAUCCACGAAAGAAGCCACUCACACCCAAAACUGGGAUCUCCAAUCUUCCUUCUCCAACACCGUGGGCUAUCGGCUUAGAUAUGCUCGGGAAUGCGCCUUCGCGAUUUGAAGGUGGCAACACCGCGGACCUUUUCAAUGGAAUGACUCCAACUUUGCGACUUAAUGAAGUCGAUGAGCCGUUGUAUGCCAUGGGCGGAACCAAGAUUUCACCUACUACUGCAGCUAUUUUGGCCCACGUUCUUGUAUACCCUCUUGAUAUGUAA